Messenger RNA from Trichoplusia ni (cabbage looper), 2089 nucleotides. RefSeq lists its product as uncharacterized. The record is from RefSeq and is a predicted model, not a curated record. Bases 258 to 659 code for a protein of 133 amino acids. The transcript has 5 exons. NCBI's taxonomy places the organism in Eukaryota, Metazoa, Arthropoda, Insecta, Lepidoptera, Noctuidae.
UGCAAUACAUACAAUAUUUUCAUUUCACGAUUCGUCAUUCAAGAAUACACAUAGUUCAGUGACCGACGCUUUCGGUAUUCAAAUUAUUCUUUGUGUAUUUUCCAAGUACACUUACUCUUCGUAAUUCUAUAAAUUGUCUGUGACUAAAGCGCGGGAAUUUCAGCUGUCAAAUUGCGUGCCCCAACAUAUGCCGGGGCAAGGUGGAUUACUGGUCAGAUUACGCGGAGACAAUCAAAAGAAUCAUCGCAUUGAAGAGAAUGAAUGAUGAGGGGUUUACCAUCACGAGUAAAGGAGUCCAAAACGGAGUUAAUGAAGGUCCUUUAGCAACCCUGCCAAACGAACAGAGAGCAAAACCGAUGGAAAAAGUAUUCGAUUCCAAUGACGUUUCAUACGACAAUGGAGAUGUUGACGACACUGAUGAAGGCCGCACUUCCCAGAAUAACGAUGCUAAGCGCCAACCUGAAUUUGGUCUCGACCGCUGCCAAAGAGUAAAGAUGGAGUAUCGUGGUAUAUGCAUAAGGAGUGUGCUGGCUGAAGCGGCCAUGGAAGUGGGGGAAGCGGCUGUGGACAUCAUGAAACAGGAUGCCCUAAACCAAGUACAUCGUAUACAAAAACGAUUGGAUGACGAAAAUGCGCUCUUGAUUUUGAGUAAAAAAUAAAGAGAAAACUGGCAACACCGAUGAAUAAAAUAACCACCAACAGAUUUAAAUAUUAGUUUGAAUGAAAUUAUUUAUUGCAAAAAGAAAAACGUAAUUAAUCUUUUUGAGUGUAUUAAUGUUAAAGAGAAGAGUGUAUUCUCGCGGUUUUCGAUAUUGCUAGCAUGGCUUUUUUUCUAUUUAAAUGCGCUAGCUUCUAGAUAUGUUAACAGAAAGUUUGGUAUUUUGUAGAAAUUUAGCUUUUUUUUGGAGGAGAUGUCAAAUGGAGGUUAAUUAUUGAUUUGUUUUUGUUAAUUAAACAUGUAUUAACAAUUUUAAGGAUCUCGUGUUAAAGGUGUAAAUAGUAUUUCCUUGUCACUAGUCAAUUUAUUGUUAAGUUAAACUUAUUUUGUCCUAAUUUUGUAGUACGGUAAUAAUUCUUAUUGCAUUGAAGAGCGUUUUUAUGAUUAAUUUAUAACUAAAAAUGUGUUGUCGAAUACCUACUGUUUUUGUUACUUUACUUCCAUGUUUAAUUAGUUGUGGAAAAGUGACGUCAUUUACUGUGGGUAAUAUGUGUUUACAAGCUCAAUAAUAAUAUACUUAUAUGGAAAAUUCGUGUACAAGACAAGUCAACAUAAGUUUUUAAUACGCUUUGGGCAAGAGAUACAAACCUCUUUGGCUUUAUAUACUGAUUGUCGCUCUCAGACUAAAACCUUCAGAUGUUUAAAACUUAUGUUACUUUGAUAACAAAACAACUCUUCUACUCUGUAUUUGAAUAUGAACCUAAGCAAUAAAAAAAUAGAACACAAAUUUAUACAUUAGCUAAUUUUAUAUUGUUUAGUUAAAUCCUAGGUAAUAGUUGGACUAAUUUCUUUGAUUUAUUUCAACCAUUACCAUACUUGCAAAAUGCCAUAAGAUUGCAAAAUUAAUUUCAAACAGAAAAAUACUAUGGAAUUAUUAAUUAUUAACACAUUUUAGUUUUAACUACCAUAUAUCAUAAUAGUACGAAAAUAUAUGUUUUUGAAACCGUCCACAAUGAAAUCACAAUAUAUAUUAUGUUAAAAGAUGGUAAUAUUUUCACGUGGAAUGGCAAUUCUGAUUCUUUAUAAUAAGUAAGUGCAAGUUGGGUAUUACCGAUGCGCUAUCUGAAUGAGCUCUAGUGAAACUAGUCCAUGCUGAAAUAACUUGGUACGUCGGGAAAGAGCUUCAAAAUAUCACCAGCUCUGUCUUAUACAGCGUGCAUGUAUACUUUUGUCUCGCUCCAACGAUCUUUUGACCGUUUUCCGAAGUACCAACUAAUCUUGCAGUGUACUUUCCUAAUGGUGCUUAAUUUUAAGUUAAUACAGGAAGUCGUAUUAGAUUUUUUUAGGUUGUAUGAUCUUAGUUUUUAACUUACCUACUAUUAUUUUCGUUUCAAUGGCAGUAAUUUAUUAUACUAAAUAAUAAAUUAUUAU